Messenger RNA from Phycodurus eques (leafy seadragon), 4240 nucleotides. RefSeq names its product G3BP stress granule assembly factor 2a (gene g3bp2a). Gene Ontology annotation, cellular component: cytosol; ribonucleoprotein complex. NCBI's taxonomy places the organism in Eukaryota, Metazoa, Chordata, Actinopteri, Syngnathiformes, Syngnathidae. The coding region runs from base 226 to 1737 and encodes 503 amino acids. The record is from RefSeq and is a predicted model, not a curated record. The transcript is spliced from 13 exons. Gene Ontology annotation, molecular function: mRNA binding.
UGCCCCAAAAUGCAGGGGUAAAACAAUAAAUCGAAACCUAUUGCUUUAAAGCUUCAAUCCCUCAUUCCUUGGAGAUCAUUAAUCGUUGCCAAGUGGACGAAAAGCACCUGGCUGUGUAUUCUCGGUUCACUGUUGCUUAUAUUGCUAUUAUUAAUAUUACUAUAACUAUAAUCCAUUCUGUCUACAUAGGUCUUUCACACGCACUUAAUAUUGUUUACCAAAGAAAUGGUGAUGGAGAAACCAAGUCCCCUGCUUGUAGGGCGGGAGUUUGUGAGGCAGUAUUACACACUGUUAAACAAGGCGCCAGACUUCCUGCACAGGUUCUACGGGAGGAACUCUUCCUAUGUUCACGGGGGUCUCGACCCGAGUGGGAAGCUAGUGGAAGCAGUGUACGGGCAGGCGGAUAUCCACAACAAGGUCAUGUCUCUGCAGUUCAGCGAGUGCCGUACAAAGAUCCGCCACGUGGAUGCCCACGCCACGCUCAGCGACGGCGUGGUGGUGCAGGUUCUCGGGGAACUCUCCAACAACGGGCAGCCCAUGCGGAAGUUCAUGCAGACGUUUGUGCUCGCUCCAGAGGGUUCAGUGGCCAACAAGUUCUAUGUACACAAUGACAUCUUCCGUUACGAGGACGAAGUUUUUUGCGACUCUGAAGCCGAACUUGACGAGGAAUCAGAGGAGGAAGUUGAACAGGAGCCAGAAGAGAGACAGGCAUCCCCUGAGCCGCUGCAAGAGAACCCCAACAGCACCGCCUACUACGAGCCUCACCCCGUCACUAACGGAGUGGAGGAGCCCAUGGAGGAGCCGGCUCCAGAACCAGAAAUGGAGCCUGAGUCCAAAGUUGAGGAGGUAAAGUCUGAAGUGGAUGAGAAGGUUCUGGAAGAAAUGGAGGAAAAAGCUCCCUCACCAGUCCCGGUGGAAUCUCCACCCCAUGCUCAGGAGCCACCCAAGACCUUUUCAUGGGCCUCCGUGACCAGCAAAAACCUGCCUCCUGCUGGCACCUCUGGAAUCUCACCCCACGUUGUCAAAGUGCCAAGCUCACAGCCCCGAGUUGAAGCCAAGCUAGAGACGCAGCCGGCCCCGCUCCGACCCCGAGACCAGCGCACACGUGACAGACCGGCCUUCCCCCCGCGAGGACCCCGACCAGAUGUCGUGCCAUCAUCGGAGGGGCAAAUGGGAAAACCGCACCUGAGUUUUGUUAAAGGUGGCAGAGGGGAAGGUGAAUCCGGCGAAAUGGACGGCAGGCGAACCGUGCGCUACCCGGACAGCCACCAGCUUUUUGUCGGCAACCUCCCGCACGAUAUCGACGAGAGCGAGCUCAAAGACUUCUUCAUGACCUACGGGAAUGUCGUGGAGCUGCGCAUCAACACCAAGGGUGUCAGCGGGAAGCUCCCCAACUUUGGAUUUGUGGUGUUUGAUGACUCAGAUCCCGUGCAGAAAAUCCUUGGGGCCAAGGUAGACGGGCCCAUCAUGUUCCGAGGCGAGGUGCGUCUCAAUGUGGAAGAGAAGAAGACGAGGGCUGCGCGCGAGCGAGAGAUCCGGGGCGACGAUCGUCGGGACAUGAGGCGCAAUGACCGAGGGCCUGGAGGCCCGCGGGGCAUCAUGGGGAGCGGCAUGAUGCGGGAGCGCGACGGCAGGGGACCGCCACCCCGAGGCGGCAUGCCGCCCAAACCGGGCAUGGGGUCUGGAAGGGGCUUGGUAGGCCUCGGCGAAGGUCGCUUCACGACCCAGCGCCGUUGAGGAGAGCGGGGAAUCGUACCGCCGGCUUCAAACAUAUAUAUUUUGGUUGUCCUUAAACUAUUUUUUUUUUGGGUUCCCUCUUUGCUUUGGAAUGUGACACACGCUGUCGCGCUUAUUUAAUUGUGAGCCGAGGAUUUUUUUUAUUUUUUUGCUACGGCAAGAAAUCACAAACUUAUCAUUUGUAUAUUUUGUGUGGUGAAAGCAACCAGGAGUCAUCUUGUGCCACAUUCGGAGGGACUGAAAGACUAUAACUACAGUUUAAAACGAAAAAGACAGCCUGUCAUUCUGGAUAAAAGAGAUUAUCUGCCUUGACUUAACCUUCCAUUGCACAUUUUCUAUGGUAGUUACUGUUGGAAGAUGCAGAAGUUGUGCUGUUCUGGGGGGAAAGGCCUACCUCCCCACCCCUCUUUUCGAGAGACCACUGCUUAAAAUUUGUAUUACGUAUUCGCCAAUAUGCACUCAUGGAUAUUUUUUUUUUUAUUAUUUUUUCCUCUCCCCCCCUUAUGUCGAUAUUCUCGCUCGGAAAGCCACCGAAGCGACACGACACAAACGGGGCAGGCCUCGCUGCUGUGACCAAUGUAUACCGAAAAUUUCCAUUUUACUGCUGGAUGGACAAGAUGACCUAUUUUUGCCUCAUUUCUAAGUAUAAAUAAUCCAAUCCACCAAAUGACAGUAUGUUUGGAUGGGGGUGGGUGGGUGACAAAGGAUAAAGAAUGGACGAGUGGUGCUCUGGUUUCUUUUCAUUCAAACUUUUGUUUUUUUCCCCCCGCCAGCUAAGGAUGAAGGACGCCUUCACUGUCGUCAAAAAGUGACAGAAUAAAUGUACAGCAAAAGUCAUCGUUUACUGUAUCGAAUUCUUUUCUCUUGAUAUAUAUAAAAGAAAACAAAAAAAACGGUGCCUUCUGCUUUCACCUUCCUCGCUCUUACUAAAGCGAUUUUUGGACUUUGGUCGGGUUGAGGUUAAUGCUUAUGGAUCAUUUCUUGCUUUAAGAUGUAACUUUUUGUGCAUUUUCUUUGCGUUUGUCAGAGAUUUUUUGGAGGGGGUGUGCUUUAAUACAGAGGAGAAAAGGUAAAUUUUUAUAUUUCUUCAUAGCCCCACCCAAGCCACAUUGGUUACAUUUUGACAUAGUGGAGCUGCCCCAAACAUGUUCUAAUGCAAAAAAAAAAAAGUAAAGUCAAAAGCAUAAAACAAUGUAAAAUCUGUACAGGCAAUUUAGGGAUUAUGAUCAGUAAAAUUAAAUCACCUAAUGCUAUACAAGUGCAAUAGUUAAAGAAACUAACUAAAUAAAACUUCUCACCAUUGGACAUAAGGCAAAUUGUCACCGAGCAGUUUUGUUAGCAUCCCCUUGGUAAAUAGUGUGCAUGUCAUGUUUAGAUAAUUUGAUUGCUCAUAUUGAACGAUUUAAUUUCCUGCUCUAUGGUACCUUUCUGUGGCAUGACAAAAUUCCAAAAAGCAACUUCUGAUGUUUCAUCACCAAAAAUUAGGUUGGAGGCCAACUUUUUGAGGUUCCACUGUUCUUUUUUUUGCUCUCAGGUUUUCAUGAUUGUUAAUUCGUUACUUUAAAAAAAAAAAAAAAAAAAAACAGUCCACUUACUCACAAUUUUGUAAACCACCCAGCAACAACCUGAGAUCACCUUUUCGAGCCGCCUUAUUACUUUUUUAAUAUAUAUAUAUAUAUAUAUAAAUAAUGCCACUUACUCAUUGUGCUUAAUAUAUUCAUGUGUCCUACAGGGGUCCUCUUUUUUUUGUCUUUCUUAGUUUCUGCUGGAAAGGAAAAUAUUUUUAUUUGAUAAUCUUGCACUGAAAAUGGGGAAAGUGAUGUAGCAACUAAAUAUGCUAAUGAGGUUUUCCUUGUCCAGAAAGUAUUGCGCAAUUAUUAGUAUUUUUUUUGGGUGGGACAACAUUCCCAGGGGCAAUCUGUCGGUUUUGAGCGUGGCCUCUCCAAAAUUCAACUGAAUUGGUGCAACCUAUUUUCAGAGAAGUACUUUUCAUUAAUGCUUUAGAUUUUUCCUGUUUUUUCUUUUUUUUUUUUUUAAAGCAAGAAUGACGAUCCACCCCUCAUAGAUCCUCAAAAGCAGACAAAUGUGUAAAUUGUUCUUGUCAUUAUGAUUUUCCUCUCUGGUUGCAAGUAGACUGGAUAGCCACAGUAAAUCAUGCAAGUCCUUUUGGAAUGCAAAUAGACUGUUUAAAAAAAAAAAAAAAAAAAAAAAAAUUGACAGCCAUCUUUUACUGUGUUUACCCUUGUUGCUACAAUACAUUUUUUUGUAGUUUCCUCUAGGUUUGGUUUUCCUUUUCAUUUUGAAUGUGUUAGACUUAAUAAACUACUGAUAUCGGCACCACUCAUAACAUUGCUCAUGUGUUGUGCAACUUUCCCAUUACUUUAAGGAGGCCUGUUUUUAUUUGUACAGUGGAUGAUCCAAAGUUAAACGUGUCGCAAGUGCAUUGUUUUGUGUGGGGAAAAAACAAAAAGUCUCAAAAGUAUUAAACCAAAUCUCAUGAGCA